This is a messenger RNA of Colletotrichum abscissum, 321 nucleotides long. RefSeq lists its product as uncharacterized. Lineage: Eukaryota; Fungi; Ascomycota; Sordariomycetes; Glomerellales; Glomerellaceae. The record is from RefSeq and is a predicted model, not a curated record. The transcript has a single exon. The coding region runs from base 1 to 321 and encodes 106 amino acids.
AUGGCCCCCCGUAUCUCCGCCGCAAAGUCCACAGAGACCCUCUGCUACGGCGUCGCCACCGUCGGCGCCUUCCUCCCCAUCUACCUCAUGCUCCCCGGCGCCGAGCAGCGCCUCGCCUCCCAGACGACAAAGUGGGCGCCCCGCUGGGAGCGCAACCUCUCCUACUUCACGCCCGCCGCCGAGAGGGGCAUCAAGCGCGUCGAGCCUCCCGUCUCCAACAUGGUCCGCCGCAUCGACAACAGGCUGCCCCUCGAGAGGAUGGCAAAGGGCCUCGACAAGAGGAUCAAGAACGGUAUUGACCGCUUCAACAACACCAAGUAG